Messenger RNA from Dentiscutata erythropus, 137 nucleotides. The record is from the annotation of a GenBank genome assembly. NCBI's taxonomy places the organism in Eukaryota, Fungi, Glomeromycota, Glomeromycetes, Diversisporales, Gigasporaceae.
AUGUUUGAUUUUAAUACAUUUUUAAAUGAAAAUACAAAUGAUAAACCAAAUAUAGAAACUAAUAAUUACCCAGAACCGGAUAAUGAUGAAUCUAAUUAUAAUAUUGAAGAUAUUAUUAAUGUAUCUAUAGCUGAUAA